AUGUACCCACCCCCUUCCUCAUAUAGUCUGACGGCUGCAAAGAUGCACUUAAAAGUUUUCGUAGGUGUCUUGGUGUCCUUUAUCCUCAGCAGCCUUUUCGUCGCCGCGCGCCUUGUGAGCCGAUUUGGCAUUGUCAGGCGCCAUGGCUGGGACGACUACACUAUUAUAGUAGCGUGGUUCCUCGCCUUUGGCAUGUCCUUUGCCGUCGCCUUUUGCACUUUCAAAGGCCUAGGGCUUCCUGAGGAGAACAUAUCCCCAGCCUGGGUCGACCCACUGCUCAAGGCGAGGUAUGCUGCGAUCGUGCUUUACAACCCGGCACUGAAUGUCACCAAGGCCUCGAUCCUUUUUCUUUACAUUGACAUUGCACAACGCGCACAGAGGUUCUUAUACUUUGGCUCCUGUGUGACCUUCGCUGUCGUCCUCGCCGGUGGUGUUGCCUUCACAUUCCUCACUGCCUUGCAAUGCCGCCCCAUAAAGGCCGCCUACAAUCUCACCAUUAAGAAUCCUACCUGCGUGCCAAUUGAGACUAUCGACCUGGCCAUCGUCCCUGUCAAUGUCGCCACGGGCCUUGCCAUCCUAGUCCUACCGAUCCCCGUGCUAACGAAGUUGCACCUACCGCUUGGUCAAAAGACCAUACUGUUGCUGCUCUUCAUACUGGGUGUCAUCCUUAUCAUCGUUGCCGAUGUCGUGCGUACCUAUAACUUGCAACUGGCGGCCAUCAAUCUCCGGCAAUCAACCACCAGGCCUCCCGUCAAUCUUAAGUUUCUCGAAAGUGCGAGUUCGACAGCCCUGUGGUCGACGGUUGAGGUAAAUGUGGCCAUUGUCGGUGCAUGCAUCCCCACCCUACUGCCGUUGAUCAAGCGGUUGAUCCCGAAGUUGCUUCGUUCUCCAAGGAGCAGCAACCGCCAGAUGCUUCCUUCUCCUUCAUCGCUUCCCGAUAGAGCUGAAGCUGGUUCAUCUUCUCCUAAUGAGCCUCAUCGCCAUCAGUCGAGUUCCAUAUCACUGCAAGCUGACUAUCAGGAGCAGCUACAGCCGCAGAUAUGUACGACGUCUGAGGAAGCACAGUCGCCCUACCAACGCAGUGAUGUAUCUACAUUCUCUAGAACUGUCGGAUUUGAGCGGUCCAGGUGCAUGCUUGACAUGCGCGGCUCAGAAUCCGUCAAGUACUGUGUGUUAGUUGCUUUUCUCCUCUUCCUGGAGGGAUUCAUCAUUGUCUUGCUAUCUUCCGUCAACAGUAACAUGCCUGUCGUGGAAAAUGAAACUCAAGCCAUAGGCGUCACCUCAGCCACUUAUGCCGGCGGCGCCUUUAUCGUGCCCUUUAUUGGGUAUUGGCUUCUACGUCACGCUGGAUUUAAGGCCACGUUUGUGGUAGCAUUGGCUAUAAUCUGCACGGGGAACCUGAUAUUUUGGCCAUCUGGGGCUUUGGGUUCCUAUCCUGGGUUUAUUGUCGCCAACGUUGUCGUCGGGACAGCUGCGACUUUACUAGAUAUGUCGACGAUCGCCUUCCUUACACUUUGUGGACCAACGCAGUAUGCUGAAAUCCGCGUACUCAUGGGGUUAGGCGUUGGUUAUAGUGGUUCGGCUAUAAGUUUUCUGCUUUCAGAGAAGAUCUUCUUUGCACAUGUGGCUAACUACGAUGGAGUGAUUGCCAUCCAGUGGACUUACCUAGCAGUUGCUCUUUCUAUGGUCCUGUUAGGACUCUUUUACUACUACUUGCCGCUUCCUGAAGCGACGGUCAUGGAUCUACAGAGCCGAGAUAACAGGCUAUGGAUAGACCCUUCACAGAGAUUCUUUGGCAAGCUUCCCGUCUAUAUCACAACGCUGGCUCUAGGUGUCCUUGCCGAGUUCUGUUCAACCUCUACACUAUCGAGUAUCCGAACAUUCCUUGAUCCUCUCCUUAAAAGUGUUUCUGGAAGCACUCAGACAUCUCCACACCUCUCAGAAGUAAAUUUGAACCUCGCUAUAUCUGGAAUAUAUGCUGGGAGUCAUUUUAUCCUUUCCUGCUUGUGUCUUUUCAUCCAACCACGCAUUCUCCUGCUUUUGCUUUUUGCCUGUGGUAUCACAUUCUCUGCGCUGAUCAUUUGGCUGGAUUUCUCCGACGCCCGAACAGUCGAAUAUUUAGUGCUUCUCUUUUCCAUUCCAUUGGGCCCAAUUCCAAGCUUAACCUAUGCCAUAGGAUUGCGUGGUAUGGGCAGCUGGACGGUGUUUGGGGCUAGUGUACUCGAGGGUGGUGGCAACCUUGGACCUACCAUCUACCCCUGGAUCAUGUGGGCAAUAGUACGGGCACCCAGCCAUUCCGUCCAAUUUUCUUUCUGUGUAAUCUUUGCUGCCUUGCUUGUUGGGAUCAUUUUCCCGCUUUACCUCAACCUGGUACGCACUGCGCUACCGCAUGCUAGAUCCCCUGUCUGUUCUACGGGGUUAUUAUCCGGUGGCCACUCUGCUCACCCAUAG
Molecule: messenger RNA, 2451 nt
Organism: Aspergillus lentulus
Lineage: Eukaryota; Fungi; Ascomycota; Eurotiomycetes; Eurotiales; Aspergillaceae
Source: RefSeq, a predicted model, not a curated record